Messenger RNA from Funneliformis mosseae, 403 nucleotides. The record is from the annotation of a GenBank genome assembly. Lineage: Eukaryota; Fungi; Glomeromycota; Glomeromycetes; Glomerales; Glomeraceae.
GGAAGAAACUGGAAUCUGGCAACACUUUGGUCGAAAUAAUUUAUCUGGAUUUAUGAAAGAACUUGUUCAUAAAUCAGGUAUUGAGGUUGAUGGCUUACUGACUAACCAUUAUGGACGAAUGACAUCUGCACAAUUAAUGCAAAAUGUAAAUGCAGAAGAACAGGUUAUUAUGAAAAUAACUGGGCAUCAAAGUGUUGAUUCCAAACUAUUUUCACCAAAAGCUAGAAUUUACUUUACGGACGCUAACGACACCAAACGAUAUAGCAAUCCCAAACGCGUAUCAUCUGUAGGAGUAGAGUCAAACAACAACGGACGUGUCUGGCACCUCGGUGUCGACUUAUCGUAUCCUGAGGGCAGAGUAUACGGAGUGUUUUAUGAAGCUAUUUUUGAUUUCGAAAAUUGA